CCGGGCCGGGCCGCCCCGCGGGGCCGACAGCGGCGAGCGGGGCCCCGCCGGCGCCCUCAGCGGGAGGGGAUGGGCGGGACGCUCCAGGCGCCCCCCAUUGGCUGCAAGGCAGACGCUCUCCACCCAUGAGCUGUUAAGGUGGCGCCGCCUGUUGGCCAAGAGCGCCGAUGGACGGCAGGGUGAGCCUAUGCGUGCGGCGGGCGGGGUCCCGCCCCCGGAAGUGUGCGCGCUGUCGGCGGCGCAGGCCGGUCCCGGCGGGAGGUCCGCCAUGGCCGGCGGCGGGGACGCGCUCCGCGCCCUGCUCCGCGCCGCUAACACCCUCCUGCAGCAGCACCGCUACCGCGCCGCGCUCGCCGUCCUCAAGGGCUUCCGCAACGGGGCCGUUUAUGGAGCAAAAAUUCGUGCCCCGCAUGCCGUGGUGAUGACUUUCCUAUUCAAGAGCGGAAGUUUAAGAGAGAAAUUGAAAUCGAUUGCUCAGGCUACGUACACUCAUUCCCGGAACUUGGCGUAUUUUGUGUCCACCUACAAGGGGCUGAUGGCGUUGCAGUCCCGACUACAGGGGAAAAAAAUUCCAUUUCAUUCUUUCUUUGCAGCCUGCAUUGGGGGUUGGCUAGUGUUUGGUGAGAACAAUCCCAUCAACAGCCAGAUCAUUAUGUACCUGCUUUCUCGUAUCCUGUUCGGCUUGUCUCGGCUGGCAGUGGAAAAGGGCUAUGUCCCACAGCCAAAGCAGGAUCCCUUUCCACUUGUUGCUGGUCUGAUAUGGGGGACAGUUCUGUGGCUCUUUGAAUACCACCGGCAAACUCUGCAGCCUUCUCUGCAGUCCUCCAUGACCUACCUAUAUGAUGAUAGUAAUGUAUGGCAUGACAUUUCUGACUUUCUCAUUUAUAACAAAAGAACAGACAGCAAGUAGGUGGUUCAUUGUAAAACACCUUUGAAUGGGAUGGUACCUUCCAGCAGCUAAGAGAAAAGGUUAUUCUAUUGCUCUUGACUGGUGAUUUUGUUAAAUUAACAUCUGUCAAGCGGAGUUGUCUUGUGUCCUGGCCAAAAUGUUCUAAUUAGUCUUCUCUUGGCUCUGUUUAGAGCAAGUAAAUACUCCACGGAAACUUGUUGCAGUCUUUUUAAAAAAAGAGGCCUUAUUUUCCCUGCAAGUAUGGCUUUUAGGGUUUUUUGUGUUUAAAGACAGUAAAUGUACUUACAAAAUGACAGCCUGAUGGUAAGUGGAGAGUAUGUCUAAUGAUGAAAAAUGUUCUAGGGAUCGUCUGCAUGCUCGCAAGAGAGAAGCAUUUUUCUGUGCUGCUGUGCUCGCUGUGGUGUGAUGGGAGUGGGGGACCUGCUCAGAUCUGAAAGCGGGGACAUAAUUUCUUGAUUUCUGUAGCUGACUGGAAAUCUUGUUUAAACUAUUACAAGGACAGUUGUGUGCUGCUUAAGAGAGUUUCUCUGCAGUUUUCCCUCGGAGAGACAAUAAGAUGUUUGAGAAUAAAACUGUUAAGAUUGUCUGGUAUGAGCCUGGUAAGUCAGGUGUGGAAGGACUAUUUUUGCUCAGUUUCUUUCAUGCACUUGGGCUGAAUCUGUCCCUCUGCAGAGUGCACUAAUUAAUACCCUGGAAUUAUUUUACACUUAUUUGUAAAGUUUUUAAAAGCUGCUUGAACUAAAUACCAAAAACAGUUAUGCAACUUAGACUCCUUUGAAAACAGGCUGAGGCACAUUGCACGCCCUCAGAUAUCACACUGGGUACUUUAUAUGUAGAAGCGAGCAAUGCUUUAACAAGCACUUUUAUUUUGGUGGAAGAUAAGCACAUGGGUUUCUCUUGGGUCCAGAAUCUACCCUCCACAGCAGUGGCAUUUGUUAGCUGUAUUCAAACUUGAAUGUACCUGUAGUUUGUGCGGGCUUGUUGCUGAGCCAGGUUGAGACCGCAGAUGAAUAUAUGAGCAAAUCUUCCUCUUAAAAAUACACUGCUGAGCCCCAGAUACAGUGCGGCACACACUGGGCUUUAACAGAAGAUCGACUAGAUAGCUGAGAACAAAAAGUGGUUUAAAAUUAAUAAAUUCAAACUGUUAACAGUGCGAAGCACUUACACUGCCUUAUAACACUAUACCAUUCACUGAAUGAUGUACAUUAAAAUAAUUCCUGACAUACUGGUUUUAUGUGGUGAUAUUUGCAAGAGAGUCGUUAAGUUCCCUGUGCUAACCAUUCCCUUUUGGGUCAGUCAGGACUGUUUUGUUCGCUCUUCCUGUACCCAUCUGCUUUUCCAUCCUGACCUGACCAUGUAAUUUCAUAAUCCUGCUGAUGCUGUUCUUCAUUGUCUUUUGCAGUCUCUUUACACUCCAGGCUCUAGCAAUUUGUCAUAUUCAAUGGUAUGACUGAAACAGUACAUUUAAGUUCAGGUAGCUUCUGAGCAGAAAAAAAUUCUCAAUUUCUUAAGUAAUUUUUCCUUGUCCUCCUAAGCUCUUUUACUACUAUUACACAUAUUCUGAGUGCUGCUUUGCUCUUUAUUUCUCCACUGUCUGGCAGCAAGAGGGAGAGUGAAAUGUUCCCCUCCCCAUAGUAUGUCUGGUGCUGGAAUGUUUGGGAUUGAAUUGCAUCCUGAGUGGCUCAGGUGGAGUAGGAGUAAAGUCUUCUGGCUCUCGAACUGAAUCUAAGGGCGAGUCCAACUACAGUCACUGUGAGAUCUUACAGUAUAAAGACAGAAGCUUCGUUGCACUCAUGCCAUGCAAAUCCAUGACUUACUCAUGUUUGGUGCCCAAAAACCAAGAUACUGCUUUGCCAUAAUAACUAUCUGUGGUACCUUUAACAUUUAACUUCACCUGCUAUUACAGUCUGUAUUUAACACUUGAAUUUGAACACUGAUCAGUAUUUAAUCAGAUAGACCCCAGGAAAGCUAUAGAAGUUAGGAAUUAGGUUUGUUUCUUUGUGGUUAAAUAUUUUGCUUGGUGGAGAUAAGCUUAAAGAUUCAAGUGCAGAAAAAAUACUGAAGCUACAGGUGAGGUCUGAUUGCUUUAUAAACAUCAUAUCAUUAUUUGAACCACUGCUGGAUAUCUGAAGCAGUAUGAGUGCAGCACUCUAUUUUUAUGUCUGAAGCCUCAAUAUUGUUCCAAGUAAGAAUGUUAGUAUUCUGCUAAUUUUGCUGAAUUCCUGCAAGCUUUAAUGGGAUUUCAGGAAACCCUUCCACAAUCUGACAGCUAUGGCUUGAGAAUUUCUCCCUAAAACUAUUAGACUCACAAAUCCUUGACCGUGUAUAAUUAUUGUAGCAAAAGAUGGUGCAGGCUGGUUAUGUGAGCUGUGUGUCUGUAAGAAGUUUUUAACCUUUUUAAUUUAUAGCUGGCAUUCUUUGAGAAAGGCUUGUGAUUCCCUUAGAGGCAAAAUUACUUUCUUCUGCUAGUAGUUCUACCACUGCAACCAUGUGGCUGCUUGUGCAGCGCUUCUCUGGCCACGUGAAGGACAAGUGACCUGUCCUGUCCUUUUUACACUACCGUAGUAUCUCUGUCCUCUCUAGAUAGCAAAAACAAGCCAAUAGCAAGUUUCUAGUAUCAACCUGGCAGCAGCGGCCAUCAGUCAUACUUGGUUCAGAAUGCCCUUUUUCUCUUGGGAAUCUAUCACCAACUUCACUUUCAAAGCAAAUUGUGCCCGAGCCUCCAACCAUCUGUACUGCUGAUCCAGGACCCAGCUGCUGUCCCUGGAAGACAAACUGCAGCUCAUCCCAGGAGCAGGUCCCCUAUAGCAGCAGCCAUUAGCCGGGUGUUUGCGGACGGUUGGUUUUCCUGCUGCGUUGGGGCAGGAUGUUAAGCUGCAAGUCACUUCUUUCCCUGGGGAAGUAAUUGGAACAGUUCUUUAAUGGCAUUAGUCUGCAUUGCUGUUUCUGUGACCAGAUAGCUGGGGAUGAACCCCUUAUGCUACCAAGGUGUUGGAACAAUGCAGGCGUGUAGUAAGGAAGUGAACUAGAAGUAAUUUGUCUGAGUCAGACUUUUCGGAUACAUAAGUUACACUCCCUGCCCUCCCCCAUUGCAUUGUGUGGGGAAUUGUGUCCCCUGUUUGUGUUCCUUUUUUAUUAGCAUUAAAACCAGAAGAAAUAGAGGCAGUUGGGAAGCCACCUGCGAAUCGGCCAAAUGCUUAAGAAUCACAAAGAAGUGCCCCCAGCCCUGAUCGGUUUUGAAUUUUAAGAUGAACGUGGGUUGGUUUGUCUACAUCGACUUAUUUUCCCUUGUUAUUUCUUCCUCGACACCUGGCUGUGAGGUGCUGAGUGCCUCUAAAAAGGAGCAGAGCGUCUCGAUGCUUAGCUCACUUUGUCAAAAAUUAGGAUUACUGGAUGAAAUUGAAGUGUUCAUUUUAAAAUUACACUUCUCCUUCGGUUUUUAAGCCUCUUUUAGAGGCAGUUUUAAAGGUUAACAAAUCAAACUGAUCAAAAGUUUUCAGCAAGCCUUGAACAGUAGACUGGCUGUAGUGAGCUAUUAAUCAUUUAUUUUAUGAAGGAACAAAGCAAGUUCAGGGUUAUUUACUGCCGCUGCAUGCUGCCCUAGCAUACCCACUGUGCUUCACUUCUCUUUGGAGGCCAGCUUGUAUGCUAGCGCUGCCCAUCAGGAUUGCUGAAGAACCAUUUCCGGGACAAUUACAUUAUUUAACAAAGGUGAAAAUUAAAUGGGUGCAUGACAUUUGGUUUAGCUAAAGUUUUCUGUACUGUGUUUGAUCCUUCCAGUUAAGGGGAGGAUAUUUCUGAAAGAAAAACCUGUGCUUGUCCAAUUAGUGCCACAGAGAAGUGCUUAUGGAGGUUGCUGCUGCUGUAAGACGUGAACCUGUGUUCGCAGCGUGAUGGUGUGCUUUGUCCUGGUCACCACCCAUGUGUCUGGGCAAUAGCCAUCCCUGCUCUGGACCGCUGGGCCAGGAGGGACAGGCUGCAAAAGAGCUUUGAUAUUGGUGCUGCGAGACUUUCUUGCCCUGGUAGCAUACGUAGUUCAAGCUCUGCUUUAAACCGAGCUGGGUGGGGAGUAGAAGUGCAGGGAUGAUCUCUGACUGCUGAAGUAGACCAAAACCGGUGUCCGUGCAGACCCCCUGUGACUGCAAAGGGUCCCCUGUGCAUGCCAAGCUCUGCAGCCAGCUGAGAGCUGUCAUGGAUGGCUGGUGGUAGUGGAGUAACCAGAACCCCAUGCAGAUACCCGUACACAGGAGAAACUGCUGUGACUCAAAUUCCUUUUCAGUCUGUCAGCACAAAUAUGACCUUCAGAUAGUACCCCAAGCCACGUGCUGUUUCCUAUUUCUCAGGUUGUGUUUGUCUUCCUGGAUUAUGCCAACCUGAGCAGAACGUGUUUGGUUUUCUGAGGCUGAUUUUGAAAUCCAGCAGAUAAGGGAGGAGAGAAAAUAAGGCAUAAUGCUAUCCAGCUUAAUGUCUGUCUGCCACUGUUAAUAUUUUAGGGGUGCUAAUCUUCAAUUCUCAACCUGUGUGUUCAUACCAGCUUGUUGGAGGAGGUAACUUUUUUUCUUCACUUAGAGGAAUUUUCAUCUGUCUCAUUUCCUUAUGAGACUGGUAGUGAGGAGGGGGAAAAACAAAAUUAAAUGGUCUAUAAUACAAUCUUAUUACCUCUGGUUUUGGUAUAUAUUUUCUGUUCAUAAUUGCUGUGUAAUCCAGGCCCUGGUUUUCUGACAGCAUAGAAUAAAGUUAAGAACAUAAACUCAGGUAACUUGUAAUUACGCUGAUCAGAAUGCUUGUAGGAAUGUCUCAGGUUUUGAUUUUUAAAAUGUGUGAAAAGGGGGGCAGUGGUGACUCCUUGUGCAGUCAUUGUAGUACAUGAAUCCAAGACUUUCUGCUAAACUCAUUUGCAGAUUAUUUCUGUAUAAUCACUCUUUGAAUAUUCUAAUACUGUGCUUUCUAUAAUAAUAAUAAAAACCUAAUUUUU
Messenger RNA from Aquila chrysaetos chrysaetos, 5885 nucleotides. It is a transcript of the gene PXMP4, whose product is annotated as peroxisomal membrane protein 4. The coding region runs from base 188 to 910 and encodes 240 amino acids. Gene Ontology annotation, cellular component: peroxisomal membrane. NCBI's taxonomy places the organism in Eukaryota, Metazoa, Chordata, Aves, Accipitriformes, Accipitridae. The record is from RefSeq and is a predicted model, not a curated record. The transcript is spliced from 4 exons.